AGCAGCGGCGGCGGCGGCUGCAGCUCCGGCCGCGCGCCCGGAGGGGAGCCCGAGGCGGCGGCGGCGGCGGCGGCGGCAGGCGCCGGAGGAGCCACCGAGGCUCUGGCGGGCUGGGAUGAAGCCGGGGGCGGCGGCCGCCUCUGGGGCCAAAUAGCUUCCCGCGGCGGCGGGGGCGCCGGAAGGGGCGACGGCGGCGGCUGCUGCUGCUGCUGCGGGGCAGAGGUGGAGCAGGCGGCGGGCGAGGGCGACGGGGCGGGGGUCGCCGCGACCGCCGCCCUCUCCGCCGCCGGGGACUGGGGCGCAGCGGCCGGCGCGAGGAUGGCCGCGCCGCCGCCGGGGUACGCGCUCUCCGACCCGGGCUCCAACAGCGAGCGCAGCGCCGACUCGCCCCUGCCCAGCGACGGAGGGGGCGGCGGCGGCUCGGCCGGGCCCUCCCGCGCGCCCCCGGGCAGCCCCGAGUGGGGCGAGGAGCGGUUCCGCGUGGACAGGAAGAAGCUGGAGGCCAUGCUGCAAGCUGCUGCUGAAGGAAAGGGGAAGAGUGGAGAGGACUUUUUCCAGAAGAUUAUGGAGGAAACUAACACCCAGAUUGCUUGGCCCUCUAAACUGAAGAUUGGCGCAAAAUCCAAAAAAGAUCCUCAUAUUAAAGUCUCUGGAAAAAAGGAGAAUGUUAAAGAAGCUAAAGAAAAGAUCAUGUCUGUCUUGGACACAAAAAGUAAUCGGGUCACCCUGAAGAUGGACGUGUCUCAUACAGAGCAUUCUCAUGUGAUCGGCAAAGGAGGAAAUAAUAUUAAAAAGGUGAUGGAAGAAACAGGCUGCCACAUCCAUUUUCCAGAUUCUAAUAGAAACAACCAAGCGGAAAAAAGCAAUCAAGUGUCUAUCGCAGGGCAACCAGCCGGAGUAGAGUCUGCCAGAGUUAGAAUACGGGAGCUGCUCCCUUUGGUGUUAAUGUUUGAAUUACCUAUAGCUGGAAUCCUUCAACCAAUCCCUGAUCCAAGUUCUCCCACGAUUCAGCAUAUAUCGCAGACAUACAAUAUUUCAGUUUCCUUCAAACAGCGUUCUCGGACGUAUGGUGCGACGGUCAUCAUCAGAGGAUCCCAGAAUAAUGCUAGUGCCGUGAAGGAAGGAACAGCUCUGCUUUUGGAACAUCUGGCUGGGAGCCUGGCUUCUGCGAUCCCUGUCAGCACCCAGCUAGACAUAGCAGCUCAACAUCAUCUCUUCAUGAUGGGCCGAAAUGGCAGCAACAUCAAGCACAUCAUGCAGAGAACUGGUGCUCAGAUCCAUUUCCCCGAUCCUAGUAACCCCCAGAAGAAAUCCACAGUCUACCUCCAAGGCACUAUCGAAUCAGUCUGUCUUGCCAGACAGUAUCUCAUGGGCUGCCUUCCUCUUGUGCUGAUGUUUGAUAUGAAGGAAGAAAUUGACGUAGAACCACACUUUAUCACUCAGCUGAUGGAGCAGCUAGAUGUCUUCAUCAGUAUUAAGCCAAAGCCGAAGCAGACGAGCAAGUCUGUGAUUGUGAAAAGUGUUGAGCGAAAUGCCUUAAAUAUGUAUGAAGCACGGAAGUGUCUCCUGGGUCUGGAAAGCAGUGGCAUUGCCGUAGCAACAAGCCCGCCCCCCAUCUCUUGCCCGGUUGGCCUCUCUUGUCCUGGCUUGGACAUCUUGACCUCAGCUGGCCUCGGACUAACUGGACUUGGUCUCUUGGGUCCAACCACUUUAUCUGUCAACACAUCCACCCCCACAAACUCCCUCCUAAAUGCUCUUAAUAGUUCUGUUAGUCCUUUGCAGAGUCCAAGUUCAAGCACCCCAAGUCCAACUCUCUGGGCUUCAUCAAUUGCUAAUACAAGCACUACAGGUUUCUCUGCUAUUCCUCACCUGAUGAUGCCACCUACUGCACAAGCCACAUUAACCAGUAUAUUGUUGUCAGGAGUGCCAAACUAUAGUCAAAACACACCAUCUCCCCCUCCCGGCUUAACUCCUGUUGAUAUUCAUGUUAAUGGCAUGCAAGUGGAAAACAAGAAAAACCCAACGUCGUUAAAUGGUCAUGUAAAGACCUCAACUAUGAAGUAUCCUGCACUCUCUGCCACAGCUCUUGGUGAAAACGUAUUAAGUUCAAACCACAGUGAUCCUUCCCGGACGAUGGGUAGCCAUAAUGCCUCCGAACAAGUGACAGCCAAGACAAAUACUGGCGAAGGUUGCAAUGACGCUUUUGUGGAAGUGGGUAUGCCCAGAAGUCCUUCGCAUUCUGCAAAUGCCAGUGAUCUGAAGCAGAUGAUGAGCACCUCCAAGCAGCCCUGUGCAAAGAGGCAGACCGUAGAAUUAUUGCAAGGCACCAAAAAUUCUCAUUUACACCCGGGGGAGAGGUUGCUGUCGGAUUCGGAACUGAGUGCCUCAGAGACCACGGUGGCUGACAAAAAGGCACCGGGAAGUGAACGAGCAGCUGAGAGGGCGGCCGCCGCGCAGCAGAAUUCGGAAAGAGCACACCUUGCCCCGCAGUCUACGUAUGUGAACAUGCAGGCAUUUGACUACGAACAGAAGAAGCUACUAGCAACCAAAGCUAUGUUGAAAAAGCCUGUUGUUACGGAGGUGAGAACCCCCACGAACACGUGGAGUGGGCUGGGCUUCUCCAAAUCGAUGCCAGCAGAAACCAUCAAGGAACUGAGAAGGGCUAACCAUGUAGCCUACAAACCGUCCAUGUCGACAACCUAUGAGGGCUCCUCGAUGUCUCUCUCCUGCUCGAACAGCCGGGAACACCUGGGGAGUGGGAGUGACUCAGAUAACUGGAGAGAUCACAACGGCAUUAGCCCUGCAGCUCCGGGGGACUUUGUUUCUUCCAUGGGAAGCCCUAAGCGGAAACAAAAAUCAAGUGAGCAUUAUCUCAGCAGUAGCAACUACAUGGAUUGCAUCUCCUCCCUGACAGGAAGCAACGGCUGUAACUUGAACAGUCUGUUUAAGGGAUCUGACCUACCUGAGUUGUUCAGCAAACUGGGUUUGGGCAAAUACACAGACAUAUUCCAGCAACAAGAGAUUGAUCUUCAGACAUUCCUCACUCUAACAGAUCAGGAUCUGAAAGAGCUUGGGAUUACUACUUUUGGCGCACGAAGGAAAAUGCUGCUGGCAAUCUCAGAACUGAACAAAAACCGAAGAAAACUGUUUGACCCCUCCAAUGUCCGGGCCUCGUUUCUGGAAGGCGGUGCCAGCGGAAGACUGCCCCAUCAGUAUCACUCGGACAUUGCCAGUGUGAGUGGCCGUUGGUAGCAGGAAAUGGAGGCUUUCAUGGUGGACUUCACAAAUCAAUGGACGCGCAAUCCUGUGGACCGUCAUCACUGCACACCACCCUCUGCACAUUGGGAGUUUAGGUAUCAAGGGCCAAAGCCUCCUUUUUUGCACAAUGUCAUGUGCCGAACGAGAGGGAGUGAGGACAUUUGUCUGUUUUUCCAAGCACCAAAUGUGGAUUAUGCCUUACUCACGUAGAUUGGACAGAAUUUGCAAUAAUAUGGGGGGAGGGUGCGUUUAGUAUUUUAUUACUUAUAAUAACUAUAUUGUAUGCACUGAAUGAAUUUUUUUUUUACUUCUUUGGAGAGUGACGGGCAGGGGUGCCAGAUGGGGGCUCAUAGCUUGUGGUUUUUAUCAAGGAAAUUUCUGGUACUGCUUAAUAAUUAAUUGAGGUCUUUCUGCACUUUAUGUGUUCUGAUUGCUUUUCCUGUGGAAAUUUUUAUUGUUUUCCUCUAAUUUCCAUGGGAAAAAAGAUAUUGUAGUGGCACUAAUCCAUGUUUGCCAGGUGCAUUCCCACGAUAGGUGAAAAGGCUCCCCAUAAAUGGUACGAGCAAGUUGAAAUGUAGAUGAUGGUUUUCUUUGGACAACUGUAGGGAAAUUUUCCAUAAUCAGGUCUACCAAUAUUAGUCUCCAACCUCACUUGGAAGGAAGUCUUAACGAAAUAUUUGCAACUGAGCUUGCACACUGUCAAAGGUGCAGUGAAAGACCAAAAUGGACCUUGUUGCCAUCACUAACCCUAUUUAGCUGCUGCCUGUAAUGCUAAACCUGAUUUUAAUGGUUAUCUCAAAGCAAAGACUAUUUUAGUAUAAACUGCCACUAAAGGACACUUUAUUUAUAGCAAACGUCUUAUUUUUUAGAAUCUGUACACUUAUAGUGCGUAAGAAAUUAAACUGAUCUACUAAAAAGUUUAUGGUAGAGAAUGGGAAGGGGUUCAUGAAGCCGGACCUCCGGGCCCUUGUUCGUUUGACAGAGCAUUAAUUUCAUUUGACAAGACAGCUCUGUUGUUGUUAUUCCCAGAAGGAUGUGGCUGGCGUGAGUCUCCGUGCACCCACUGAGAUGUUCGUCAGGUACCUGCGUGACACCUGCCUUCUUGACUUAAGUUCAUAAUUGUCUGCCACGAACGCUUUGAGUUGGGCUAUUUUCAAGACUCUGUGUUUGGGCGAUCCCUGGAGAGAGUUCGUGGGACAACUUGGUGGGGCAAACAGUUGUGUUCUUAUAUUGUGAAAGGUCGAGGAAUCUGAUUAUAUUGUUCCUGUCAAAUGACUUGGUGUAAAUUUAUGAAGGAUAAUAUGAAGUGCCUCUCAGUGACGCAAAAUGAUGUUUCCAAACGUGAAUUUGUCAAUAGAAGGAAGACAUUCCCAUUGCAUAUAUUGUGAAUUACUUGUACUGUAAUUUUUUUUAUUUAUGUACAGUGUACAAACUCUUUAGGGUGGAGGCAAACCACUCUUAAGAAAGGCAUUAACAAUUACCGUGGUGGUUUUUUUAUAUAUGCAAGACAGGGGUGAGAAGUAGUUUUCACACUUUUUGUGGAUAUUCCUUUUUCUGUGAUGAAGAAAACACAAAGGGAAGCUUAGAAAGGUAAGAGCGUAGUUGUAACAUUUUGAAAUAAUCAUCUGCUCCACAUCAGAAUUCAUUUUAAUCACAUCCAGUGACAUCUCAACAGCCUCUCAUUCCUGCUGAAACAGCUGCUGAUAUUUCUCUGAUUUUUGGAAAAACAGGGCCGGAUUAGUACAGCUAGUGCUUUUUCUCAGUGUUGAAUUGUGCAUUACUCAAGAAACCAAUUAUUUUUUUCUCUUUUGAUACAUAGCCUGUACUUCAGAUUGUACAAAACAGAGGUCCUGAUAUUUUCAAAGAAUACUAAUCUUUUAUCAGGCAACCUCCCUUCAGUGGGAGUCUCUUUAUUAUGUUGCAAAGCAAAGCACUUGGGUUAGAAGUUCAGGACCUGGGGAUAUCAAGUGUUCCACCACAAAUGGAAAACUAACUUUGUUUAAUCUGUGCCAGACUUAUUCAGAUGAGGACUUGCACUCUUUCAGUUUACAUUGAGACCCAGCCCACAAUCCAUCCCACUGGACAUUUUUUCUCUCAUGGAAUUGUGCGUACUAUUUCCUCCCCCCCCUCCCCCCCCAGUUUGGACUCAGAUGGCCAUGUGCUUUGAUAGUACUACACUUGGAAGAUGCAUUGAAACUGCAGUGGUCUGCGCUGAAGCGAAGAAUGUCUGAGAUAUAAGAAUAACAACAGGCCCACACUUCCACAGGGACACCCCACACCCAUAAACCACACUGGAAAUGCAAACUUUCUCACUCUUUUGGAUUCCACAAGAGGAAAAAAUGGCAAUGCGACGUUCGGUAUUGUCAGUAUUGUGUUAUGCACAAAGAAUACGGAAGCAUUCGUUUUAAAUUUUGUGCCUUUAUAGCGACCAGUUAUCUGUAAAUAUAGAGCAGAUACAGAUUGUAUUUUGGGAGGGAAGGGAUCCUUUUUAGUGAUUUUUUUAAAUAAAUAAAUAAAGUAUGGAAUUAAACGUUAAAAAUGGAGAAUUUCAAACUAAUCAAAUGUUACAUGAAAGAAUAAAUUUAUAUAAUCCUUGUUACAUUGCUGAUUAAA
Messenger RNA from Candoia aspera, 5871 nucleotides. RefSeq names its product BicC family RNA binding protein 1 (gene BICC1). The transcript has 21 exons. NCBI's taxonomy places the organism in Eukaryota, Metazoa, Chordata, Lepidosauria, Squamata, Candoiidae. The record is from RefSeq and is a predicted model, not a curated record. Bases 319 to 3252 code for a protein of 977 amino acids. Gene Ontology annotation, molecular function: RNA binding; protein binding. Gene Ontology annotation, cellular component: cytoplasm.